Brassica napus (rape) is the source of this 3683-nucleotide messenger RNA. RefSeq names its product nicotianamine synthase 2-like. The record is from RefSeq and is a predicted model, not a curated record. Gene Ontology annotation, molecular function: nicotianamine synthase activity. The transcript has 2 exons. Gene Ontology annotation, biological process: nicotianamine biosynthetic process. NCBI's taxonomy places the organism in Eukaryota, Viridiplantae, Streptophyta, Magnoliopsida, Brassicales, Brassicaceae. Bases 634 to 1470 code for a protein of 278 amino acids.
GAAGUUGUCGAUUCCUACCAUUGAAUGCCAUCACUAACCUCUAUCAAUUAAUCAUGGAGAGUGGAGUCUUAAAUUCACUUCAUCGGUUACAAAACAACAGGAGGCAGCUUGGAAUCGCUACGAAAGAGACGACGGUGCAAAGGGUUUUGGUGGUGGGUUUGGUAGCCUAUUUUUGAUGAACCAUUAAAAAAUUAAAAUUAAAGUUUAAUGUUACUAAUCUCGCUCCUGGCCGGACCAAAUAAAAUGGAAAACUAAUGGACCAUUGAAAUACUGCAGUCACCAGUGGCCCAGCCCAAGUAAACGAUAUAAAUAGUUUGGAAAAGUAGGUGUCACGUGGCGCAAAACGCCCUCCUCUACCUGAUGACGUGGACGCUUGUGGAAAAACCAAAGUCUAUUUUAUUUAUUAAGAUAAAUGGAAAGACGAAGAAGUAAUACUUAAAUUAAAUAUCAUAAAAGAAAACGUAAUUCCAAACAUACAUGGGUACACGUUGAAAGAAUGUAACAUAGAGCUGUUCUUUUUUUUGUCAUCCGUUCGACAUGGACACACAUCAGACACGUUAGAUGAAGGGUAUAUUAUUGUGAGACCAUUCAGAGUCUUGAGAGACCAAACUAAAAUCUCGUUUUAGUCUCGACAUGGCUUGCCAAAAGGCUCAUUUUAAGAAUCAAAUUCUCGAACUGUAUAAUAAAAUCUCCAAUCUUAAGAGUCUUAAACCUUCCAAAAAUGUCGACACUUUGUUCCAAGAGCUCAUGUCCACAUGCUUACCCACGGAGACAAAUAUCGACGUCGAAAAGUUGUGCCCAAAAGUGCAAGACAUCAGAACCAAUCUCAUCAAGCUACGCAGUGAAGCUAUAGGGUAUUCAGAGCAACACUUUUCUACAGUCCUGGGAUCUCUCGAAGACAACCCACUUCACCAUUUAGAUCUCUACCCUUACUACACUAACUACCUCAAACUGAGCAAAGUUGAGUUUGAUCUCCUCAUGCUACGCACGAGCCAUGUCCCAACCAAGAUUGCGUUCGUGGGCUCCGGUUCGUUGCCCUUCACAUCCAUCAUCUUAGCUAAGUUCCACCUCCCAAACACGACGUUCCACAACUUCGACAUCGACCCUCAAGCUAAUUCCCUCGCCUCCAAACUUGUCUCGCGCGAUCCUGAUCUUUCCAGUCGCAUAAUCUUCCACACAGUAGAUAUACUCAACGCCACAGAGAUUCUACGUGACUACGAGGUCGUUUUCUUGGCAUCUCUUGUUGGGGUUGAUAAAGAAGCAAAAGUCAAAGUCAUUGAACACUUGGGGAAACACAUGGCUCCUGGUGCUCUUCUCAUGCUUAGAAGUGCUAAAGGCCUUAGAGCUUUCCUAUAUAUAGACGUUGAUCCUUGUGAUCUAAGAGGUUUCGAGGUCUUGGAGACUUAUCACCCGUCUUUGUCAGAUGGGUUUGUGAACUCGGUAAUGGUCGCACGCAAACUCAGUGAUUGAUUUAUUACAAACGGUGUAUAUUGGAACUUGAUCGGUACUAAACUUUUUUAUUUAUUAUAAAUGUUUGUUAAUAAAGUAUACGUAACCACGUAUCUUUUUCUAAACACCAUUAGUGUGAAUGUGUUGUUAGAGUGGUUUGUAUCUUAAUUUUUUGAUAUGUUUGUUAGAGUGGUUUGUAUCUUAAUUUUUUGAUAUGUUUGAAAUAUAUUGAGAGGAUACGUAGCGGUGUUUCUACAAACUAUGCAUACUUAAUUUUGUGAUAUUUUGCAAAUCCCCCAUGAAUUUGAGGAUCAAAUUAAAUGUGUAUAUCAUAUUUAAAUCAAAUAAUCAAAAUAGUACAAGUAUGGCAACAUCUUGACAAAAAAAACACCAGGAAAUGGAAUCAUCUUGCUGGCUCGACCCAACCAAUUAACAACAGAAUCCAAGUUGGUGCAUGAUUAUGAAUAUUCCGAUGAUUCAAAAUUUGUCUGUAUACACUUUAGCUAAAUAAGAAACUAAAGGCAUUCCACGUUUGCGGUGCCACAUAUUGCAAAAAGCAUAAUUAUAUGGUAAGGUUCUAAUUUUUUUUUUUAAAUAACGUACUAUCAAUUAGUUACGGUUACGAGUAUAUGGAAUCAACUCAACUAACUAACAUAAUAUCAUCUAUAUUUUUAUACAGGAACAGUUGUAUAUAUGAUUUAGCUUUAAGAAACCAUACAAAACCAUAAAUAUUUGUUAUUAGAAAUGAAAAUAUUCAACUGAUAAAUUCAAUCCACAUACAUUUCUACACCAUUCGUAACUCAUUUCACUCAAGUGUUGGGUGAGACGAUAGUAGAGUUGGCUGUUAGGUUUUAAUAAAUUAGGUCAAGACUGUAGAAGCUUAUUGUUAAAGGCAGAUGCUAAUCUACCGCAUGCGACUCACUUCCAUAGUUCAGAAUUGUGAAAUUUUCUAAUCAUCUAUUUAUCUUUCUCUCCAUAGCUGUCUUUUUCAAUUUCUUGACUAAACCUUGUUUCUAGCUGAUUAUAUAAUGUCUCUUUGUCUUAUAUUCUGCUUGACUGUUUCCAUAUUUUUUUUUAGUAAGUUAUGUUAAAACAUAAAACAAUAUCCAUAUUCAAUAGAAUAGAGAGAGAAAGAACAUAGUACCUACCCCAUAUAAAAUCCACAAUGCUCGACUAUAAACAAUUUGGUGCCAAUACAAUUACAGGCCACAAAGCAAAAGAAAAAGAAUGAUCAGGAAUCCAAAAUAACUUUAAAACAGAAACAAUGGAGCAUAUACUACUAUAUAGCAAUGAAGCAUGAAAAGCAUUAUGUAAACCAUCAGGAGUCCAUGAUAAUGAAUAUUCCAACGAACAUUCUGAUAAUUAAAAACAAAAAGAUGAUGAAGAUUCUGAUGAUUCCAUAUUGUGCGAGGAGUUAUUGGUAAAUGAAGAGAUUAAGAAAUUCUCGUUUGGCUUGCUUUUAAAACGCAGCGUUUGAUGAAUUCUUGUAAACAAAGAGAAAUAAUUACAGUACCGAACCGAUUAAAGAAAAACAAACCGGAAAUAGGAAGCGGGGCCCAGGUCAAGUAAAGGUUGGUAGCCUCAGAAAUGAUUAAAGAGGAAUCCAGCUGGAUCCAGACCUUCUGAGUCAGUAAGAAGCUUCUUGUAAGAAGAGUGACAAGGGAGGGCGGUAAUAAAAAGGAGAAUAAGAAAGAAAAAAAAAAACUUGCAUCGUUGCGUUUAAGGGUAAAAAGUAGCUUUAAAUCAUCAUUUCUCUCUCGAGAGAGAGAGUCCCACACAGCUAGUAGAGGUAUAUAGGCCCAAAACCACCGACGUGUGCAGUAGAUUUGAGACUCUUUGUGUGUGCCAGAUUCACUCACUCUUCUCCGCCGCCUCAAGUCCUCCUCGGUCUCCGUCUAUACUCUUAGAGAUCCUCAGUUGUAUCUUUAGGCAUAGAUAAGUCGGUGAAGUAGUAGCUGAUGAUGAUGAUGACUUCACUCGGUGGUGGUGGAGGCGGAGGAGGUGGUGGUGUUGGACCGGUUGGUGGAGGAGGAGGAGGGAGAUAUAUGCCGUAUCCACCGCCUCUCUCCGUGCCUCCGUCGGCUCCUCAGUCACCUAACUUCUCUGGUGGUAUCCGAUCACAGCCUUCUUUCCUCGUUGAGCAGGAGAAGUAUCUUUCUGAAUUACUAGCAGAGCGUCACAAGCUUACUCCCUUCUUGCCUGUGCUUCCACAUGUCUGCCGUCUGAUGAACCAA